GACUUCCCACACUCCACCGGAUUGAUUCUCGCUGUCAUCAAUGGCCACUCAGGCGUCGUGGAGCUGCUCCUCAGAAAUGGUGCGGACAUCGAGGCUAAAGAUGCUAAUGGAAGAACGGCGCUGUCGUUGGCGUCUAGUAACAAGCAUCCCCGUAUAAUCUCCUUGCUGUUGAAAAAGAACCCCAAAAUUGAGGCAGGGGAUUCUUGUGGAAGGACAGCACUAUCAUGGGCCGCCGAAAAUAAACUUGAGGAUAUUUUCAGGCUCUUACUAGUUGAAGGUGGAGCAGACUUUGCCGUGAAGGACGACAGUGGAAAAACGGUGCUACACCGAGCGGCCGCUUGUGGGAAUGAGGAGGUAGUGAAAAUACUAACAGAA
Hyaloscypha bicolor E is the source of this 375-nucleotide messenger RNA. RefSeq names its product ankyrin. Gene Ontology annotation, molecular function: protein binding. Lineage: Eukaryota; Fungi; Ascomycota; Leotiomycetes; Helotiales; Hyaloscyphaceae. The annotation marks the transcript as partial. The record is from RefSeq and is a predicted model, not a curated record. The transcript has a single exon.